AUGGAUAACUUAUACAUGAAAGGUGAACUGUUACAAGUUCACACGAAGAAUUCCGAAGUUAUUGAAGGCAGGUUUUACAGCAUGAACAGUGACAAAUCCAAAAUUUCUCUCUACAACAUAAAAGAAGAUGAAGGGAUCAAAUGUGAAGGGGUGUGUCAUUACUACAACUCAGAAAUCAGAGACAUAGUCAAACUGAAGGAAGAUGAUCAGCCAAAACAUCUGAAAAUCUCACAGAAAGAAUGCGAAGAUAUAAUAAAGGUUGCAAAGAAGUAUAUUUACAUAAACCAAGUCGACAAUAGUUUCCAUGAGGCUAUGGAUGACUUGCUGUCAUACGAUUAUAUUGGACUCAGCACUGACGGUGCAAACAUGGGACGCAAAUGCAAAAUGCCUUUUGUGGUGUUGUCAACUCCACAACAAAUCUACAUAUUUGACACACAAGUGAUGCAGUAUCACGCGUUUGAUGCCGGAUUAAAAAAAUUGCUUGAAGGCAAGAGUCCUAAAAAGAUUGUUCAUGAUUGCAGAAAGAUAUCAGAUAGUUUGUAUCAUAAGCACAAUGUGAAACUGAAUUCUGUAUUUGACACUCAGGUGGGAGACUUGAUUAUAUCAAAAAAUAAGAAUGGCUGCUUGCCAAAUACAGUGAAAUCAUUAUCAGAAUGUUUGACUACUUACCUUGGUCUCCAGCCUAGUAUCAUUGAAGAGAAGCUUGACAUAGUGCAAUGCACUGAGCGGCCACUCUCUGUGAAGAUCAAGGAAACUCUUGCAAAGAAUAUAUCAUAUUUGCAUCGUCUCUCUGAAAUGAUUAAUGAUGAAAUGGCUCUCCCAUUCAUCAGAGGGGUUGAAUGCUUCGUAGAAAACCUACGUUCCUCUGACGAUUUUAAAGCAUGGGAGCUUUGUGGAAAACAUAAUCAAGUACCAAAAGAUUUCAAAAGCGCUAUUGAAUAUUAAUUUAUUUUGUGUAAGACAUUCCGUGGAAUAAAAUGUAAUGUAGAAUUAGUUUUAUUUUCAUUUUGCUCCUUUUUUUCUACCGCUUUUUCAAAGUAGUAACUUCAGUAGAUUUAAACUGUUUGAUGCAAGUAAAUUGUGUGAUUCAAGCUUGUAGUUUUAAGAAUGCUAUACAUUGCAAGCUCUUGUGGCAAUUACUGGAGGCUCUGGAUCAUCUACGCAAUGGGAAGGACUACUUAGUGGCAAAAUGGAAACAUUGUUAAUGCACAAGUUUGUCCACACAAUGGCUCUUGAUGACUUUGAAUCUUGUGAGAUUUAUUUGUAACAAUUCAAAGAUAAUAUGAAUUAAAGGUAACAAUCAUCACUUUGUUGUCAGUAGUAGUCUUGGACUUGUGCAGAUUACGCGUUGCUCAUUGUGUAGAGGAACUAUUUCAAGGAAGAAGAGCGUAAUAAAGUCACGUGACCCUUAUACUUACAAUCGGGCGCCCUUUUAGCCCUUCCACAUUGCACAAUUUUUCUUUUUUCACUAAUAAGUUUAAACAUUUCUAGUAUCUAAUGUGCUUGACAUUGUGUGUAAGAUAAGGUAAGAUAAGAUAAUCAAUUGUCCAAAUAUAAUCCAUUAAAAAUUAACUUUUGGAUAGGAUAAUGUUUGUUACAUAAUCAUCACAUAAUUUUGACGAAGGAUCAUACAUAUUUAGAUAAGAGAUAUUUAACAUGGGCGAGGUAGCGAUGUAAGAUGUUGGCAUAAUGUUAUUCAUAAAAUAAUCAACACAAAACUUAAAAUGUACUUAUUAUGCUUGUGUUAUAUCUGUGAUCAGCCAGUGCAAAUAUUAUGUAUUUUUGUAUAAGUUUGAUAAAAUUCGUAACAGUAUUAUAAUAUGAAACAAAGCUUUGUAUUAGAGAAGUAGGGUUUAUUGCAAAAAAUAAUCAAUUGAUACAUUUCAUACCUUUCUACUUAAUGUAAUUUUUAAGGAACCCAUUAUAGUAAUUUAGUAAGGCAUGUUGGUACAAUGUAACCAAAAUAAAAGAUGGAUAUAUUUUUGUGAGAUGGUUUACAAAUGGUAUGAAGAUUUUUAACUUUUCACAUAAAUAUAACAAUAGCUGAAAGCUUUUGUGAAGUUAGGACGCCUUGCUAUUCAUAAUAAAUCACAUUCUGCGCUUAA
Molecule: messenger RNA, 2105 nt
Organism: Ostrinia nubilalis (European corn borer)
Lineage: Eukaryota; Metazoa; Arthropoda; Insecta; Lepidoptera; Crambidae
Product: piRNA biogenesis protein EXD1-like
Exons: 3
Coding region: 1-945 (314 amino acids)
Biological process (GO): piRNA processing
Cellular component (GO): PET complex
Molecular function (GO): 3'-5' exonuclease activity; nucleic acid binding
Source: RefSeq, a predicted model, not a curated record